Lytechinus pictus (painted urchin) is the source of this 7107-nucleotide messenger RNA. Its product is annotated as alpha-1,6-mannosyl-glycoprotein 2-beta-N-acetylglucosaminyltransferase-like. Gene Ontology annotation, cellular component: Golgi stack; Golgi membrane. Gene Ontology annotation, molecular function: alpha-1,6-mannosylglycoprotein 2-beta-N-acetylglucosaminyltransferase activity. Gene Ontology annotation, biological process: oligosaccharide biosynthetic process; protein N-linked glycosylation. Lineage: Eukaryota; Metazoa; Echinodermata; Echinoidea; Temnopleuroida; Toxopneustidae. The record is from RefSeq and is a predicted model, not a curated record. The coding region runs from base 1 to 846 and encodes 281 amino acids. The transcript is spliced from 7 exons.
AUGCAGAUAUUCUAUCCAUAUUCAUUGCAAGUCUACCAGAAUGAAUUCCCUGGCCCAGAUGCCAAUGAUUGUCCUCGGGAUAUCACUCUUGAAAAAGCAAAGAAAAUAAAGUGCAAUAAUUGGGAACAUCCAGACAGCUAUGGUCAUUACAGAGAAGUUAGAUAUGUGAUGACUAAACAUCACUGGUUCUGGAAGCUUCAGCAUGUGUUUUCUGGACUGGAAGCUACCAAGGACCACGAUGGAUUAGUUCUCUUGCUAGAGGAGGAUCAUUACAUGGCACCAGACUUUUACCCAAUGCUACAAAAAAUGUACCUUCUGAAGAAAGAGAGCUGCCCGGAAUGCGAUAUACUGACCCUAGGAGGCUAUGAUAAAACAUUCAUUUAUAAAGACAGAAAUGACAAGGUGGACUCUUUAGUUUGGCACUCUGCCAAGCACAACAUGGGUAUGUCAUUGGAUAGAAAGACAUGGGAAAAACUACAGCCAUGUGUGCAGCAAUUUUGUACAUACGAUGAUUAUAACUGGGAUUGGACAAUGAAUUACGUAAGCCAUAAGUGUCUGUCUUCACCGUUCCAAGUGAUGGUCUUCAAAUCUCCCAGGGUCUUUCAUAUUGGAGAAUGUGGCAUUCACCAUACUGGGAAAGGCAAGUGCAGUGCUGACGAGCUGGUUAAGAGAAUAGACUCCACAUUGGAAACAAACAAGGACAGUCUCUUCCCUAAGAGUCUCAUUUUAACCCCCAAGACACGACCUCUAAAGUCUCGACUACCAAAGCCCAACGGUGGCUGGGGUGAUAUUAGGGACCACACGCUCUGCAUGACAUAUGGCAAAGGUUCUUCUAAGACAGUAUGAUAAAGGCUGAAAGUUUAUACCAGUAGGUGUUCACACUGAGAAAUUAGUGCGCUUUGAAACAUGGUUCUAUUUUAUUUGUCCUAAUUUUUACAGAGGGGAAAUGUAACCAGCUGCAUUAGUUUGAUGGUCAAUGAAGAGCCAUAUAUAUGGCUAUGUAUCGAAGGGCAAAUAUAGCAAGAUUUGUAGGCAGAGGUUAAUGCAUGAAUGCAACAUGUCGUACCAUCUAAGAAAUAGACUUUUACAUUGUGUUAUCAUUAUCGAUAAUGAAAGCAUGUUACUAUAUCUCAAGGAUAAAAAAAAACAUAAAGCCUUUGAUGAAAAUUGAGUCAUUGCAAUUAAUAUUGAGCCACCAGGUUCACAAUUGCAAAAAUAAAAAAUAAGACAUUAUAAUAGUAUGCAUUUUCAAAUCGCUUUUAUUUCUCUGUGUGUGAAUCCUACUCUUAAUUUUUUAAGGUGUACAUGUACUGUAUAAAGAAAGAAUCUCCAUUGUGCCAAAUGUGAGUAUAGAGAUGAGAAAUCCAAGUGAUGUUGUCCUAUUGGUUAUUAAAUGAUCAUGACCCUUCAUUUACAUGAUCUCAAUUCAAAGCUUUAUUGGACGUUUUAAGCAGAUGGAUUUUGAAGUGGAAAAUUGAGUUUGUCCAACUCCAAGCAAUACUGAGAUGGAAAAUCAUCCAUCUGGGGAGUGUUUCAUCAACAUUUUUGUCCGACAAGUUGUCAGAUCUGACAUCUUUCCAUGAUUUUGAUUGGCAGAGCGGCACUGUUCCUAUGGUAAUUGUCGGAUAAAAUGGGACUUGUCAGAUAAAACGUCUGACAAGUCCUUUCAUGAAACGCCCCCCUGGUACUUCAUAACUAGGGCUGAAAUCAGAUUGUACAUUGAUGUGCACAACGUUCCAAAGCUGGUAACUAUUGUAUAGUGUUCUUACAUAGUGCCAAUGUCAAUUCAAUAUGUUUCUCAAGGUGCUGUGCAAUUAUUACACCAACAUUAGCAUAGCUUCCCAUGAGGCCUUUUGGCAUUUCAUGGUAUAAAUUCAUGUUGGGUACCUCUUAACCUCACCUGGGUCGAAAUUGGCAAAUGUAUAUCUUGUGGCAUGUCGGGUCUGUCUGAGUCAGUCAGUCAGUCAGGCACAACAAAUCUAACCAUUGCAUUUGUAUUAUGGUUUGUUUUUCAUCUAUUCUGUCUUUGUUGUUCACAUAACUAUCAGAGAUACAAAUUUGGGGUAUUUUGUUUAAUCAUUCUAUGUUAUUUACAAUAUAGAAAUUUGUACUUUGAAUAAAUGAAAUUGAACUUUGGACAUAGGAAUAAGUUUGUUAAACAUCUUAUUUGUAUUGACUCCAUAGCAGAAACAAGACAUAGGUAGAGAAUUUUAAAUUGUUGGACAUGUGGAAAUAAAAUAUUUCUUGAUGUGUUUCUCAAGUUGCCAUGUUCCCCAACAUUUAUUUAUCAGAAUACCAUAUUCUUAUUGGUAAAACUCCAGUCGGAAAGGGGGGUUCAACUUUUUUCCAACUCGACUCAGCCAAAUAUUUUUAAAGGAACGCUUAUGCAGUAAUGAAUAUUGUUGUUUGUAUAGAGUGUUUUAUUGAUGCGUCUAUAACACAUUUUUGUCUUCAUCAAUUGCCUUUUCAAUACAAGAGCGUAUUCAACAGUCUAGCGUGCAUGUGCAAAUGCGUGAAAUAUACAACGCAUACAACGAUGAAAGCAAUGUGAUAUGCAGCAUACAUGUAGUACAUGUAAAUCGCAUUUCAACAAUGAUCUUAUAAAGUGAGGCCAUAUUAACUGAUUGUCAUAAGUGACAUGUCUUGCUAAGUCAAAUUUUUCCCUCUUUUGGGGGUGGGGGAUAGAUAAUAAUAAUUAUAUUGGAUGGCUUUGAUUUCAUGGGAUACCAGAAAUUAUAAAUAUUCCACUCAUCUGCGAUACACGGAAUAUUUGCCCUUACUCUUGGAAUACUUCUGGUAUUCUGUUCUGAGCCAUCCAAUAUAUAAGUACUGUAAUGUGUGUGCUAUCCUGUACUGACUAUAUAUAUUUAAUAAUGUGUGAAUUAUUCAUUGAUUUCCUCUUAUAUUAUGAGACAUUCCCAUCAUAGAUUAUAUACUCUAAUAUUACCAACAAAGAUAGGUUGAAGUUGACCAAGUCCUGUUGCAGAUUAUAUUUUUAUGCCAUAUCUUAUUGAUUUAAUUCUGCUCCAUUAGUUCUCGAUACAACAGUGCAUUGUACAUUUUAGGGAGCCAAAUAUGGACAUAAUACAAGAUAAAUUAUUAGAGAAUUUUCAGGCUUGAAUACAAUAUAUAUUUACAUGUUUGCCCUAUGAUUGUAUGUAAUGCCAAACCAAAAUGAAAUGAUAAAAUGUUUGUUAUGAACACGGCAGAUAUGAUGUUUGUUAUUUUACAAAUCACUUUGUAUUAUUUAUAUUCCAAAUAUGAUAUACAUGUUACUAUGAAUAAGUCAAAUCUCUUACACAAUAUUCAACUUCGAAAAUGUAAUUGAGACAUCUUUGCAUAUUCUGGUUUGAAAUAACGCUUCAAGUUUUGGAAAUUUUUUGACUUAUGGAUGGUCUACAGUGAUUGCAAAUUGAAUAUGCUUGAUGAUUUAUUGAACUUUUUUCAUUGAUAUUUUUUUGUAUGAAGAGUACCUAUAUGUGCCUUGUGUUAAUCACUAUCAAUAAUUCUUUAAUGUAAGUAUGUGUUCUUGUUGCGGCAGUUAUAGAUAAAAGUGAGAUAAGUAAGCCUCCAUUUCUGUGUUAUAAAAUUUUUUUUUUUUCUUUCAAAUUUUGUAUUUACCAUGAUUUUGAGACUAAGGGAUCCAAAUGUCGUCCGUCCGUCAGUCACAAACAUUAUGACACAUAAGUCUUUAACUGUAAGUCACAUUUCAUUUUUAACCAAACUUGGAUGGUAGAUGUACUUAGGGGACCUGCAUGUUGUGCUGCAAUCAGAGGUCACAUGGUAAGGUCAAAGGUCAUUUUCAGGUCAAAGUUAAAGUUUACGUGCAAGACUCUUAUGACACAGAACUCUUCAACCGUGAGUCAAUUUUCAACGAAACUUGGAUGGUAGAUAUACUGAGGAGACCUGCAUGUCAUGGCGCAAUCAGAGGUCACAUGGUAAGGUCAAAGGUCAUUUUGAGAUCAAUGUUAUGACACAACUCUGCAACCGUAAGUCACUUUUAUACCAAACUUGGGUUGUAGGUGUACUUAGGAGACCUGCAUUUUAUUGUUUUCGGAGAUCACAUGGUAAGGUCAAAGUUCAUUUUGAGGUCAACAUUAAAGUUUAUGUGCAAGACUCUGUUGCGCGCCCUCGCAAAUUACGAUAUUUCUGGUUAUUUUCAUAAGUGGACGAGACACAAAAUCGAUUAUGCCUUGUUCUGCAUUAAGCCCUGUGCCCACUGAUAAUGGAGAAAAUUUGAUUAUAAAAAAUCCUAAUGAUCAAAGUACUGAAUAGUGCUAUAAAUGCUUAAACUAAAUUUUAGUCUGUUGUCAGCCUCAUUUUUGGAAUAAAGCAAAUUUGAUUCCAAAUCGUAGUGACGUCAUAGCAACCUACAAUUUAAAGCUGAUUUGGACUUUACUUCGACCACAUGGUAAAGCAGAAUUUAGAUUUUACUAUUCCUAGCAUUACCCUAAGCUAAUUAAUUUACUUGUGUGGACUUUGAUAGGCAAAAUGUGAUUUCUUAGAAAAUUGGGUCUCAUUGGACAUGUUUUUUUUUUGUUGUUGCAGACAUUCAAAUCAUGAAUUUGAAGUUAUCUUCAUCUGGCUACUAUUCACCUGAAAUCAUCUUUAUAUUUUGGUUGUUUUUUGUAUAGAGAAGCCUUGGUGCUGAGAAGAGGUGAUUAGAGUAAUAAUCUCGUGCUUGGUUAAAGAAUGAUAAUAUGCAUUUUAAUAUUUGAUUUGUAAUUUUGUAAUACAGAUUUUAAGGUUUUUACUUUAGCAUUACACAAUUUCCAGUUUAUUUCAGCAAUUUUUUUUUGUUUUACAGUAUGGCAGAUGAAUGGAGGCUUCAGAUUAGUCAUGUAUUUACAUGUAAUUAUAUAUUAUGUAAUGUACUAACAGCUGGUCUGAAAAUGUGUAUUAACUAUCUUUUAUGCAAUGCUUUGCUUUGUGAUUUUAUUUCUUUAUAGCACAAUUGUGAUUUGUUUAUUCUACCAGAGUAUAUGAAACAUUUUGAAAAGUUAUUCACUGCAUGAAUAUAAUUUGGAUAAUUUAUAAUUCCAUGAUGAAAAUUGCAUGUUUAUUAGAGAUCAAUGUCAUUGCAAAAUUCCUCUCUUUCUACAGUUAUAAGUUUCAGACUGUAAAGUCCUCCUGACGUAGUGGAAAUAUUUUGAUGCUUAGUCAGUGGGGCAUCUGUUUUCUUAGGGAAUUUCACACCAGGAUAAAAAUCACACAUGGUCGAUGGGAUUUAUUACUAGCAGAUGUUAUGUAAUGCCAUUUAAGUCAUCUCACUUUCCCUUGCCGGACUGCUGCCCAAGGCUAGUUAGGCAUGGUUUUAAGUACAUCGAGUUUGCUUUCCCCCAGAAGAUGUCUCUGUUACAGGGAAUCCAAUGCUUUUAACAAAGUCUUGAGAUCAGCAAAUAAUAAUCCAUUCCCCAUGAUAGCUGAUGCCCUUUUUAAAGGAUGAACAUGAAGACCUGUGAAUAUGUCUGUCCUACAUGUAAAUAUCCAAGGCCCAAGAUACACAUACACCGAAAGGUGGACCGAGGCCGGUCAAAGGCGAUUCGACGUAUAUGCUCACUAUUUUUGAUUGCCGAACCGGACUAGGUACACCUACAUGUAUAGGCGGCUUUACCACUGUACUAGAAAUAGGUUAAUAGCCAACAGUAGUUAUAGCUAUUCAAUAGAAAAUGUUAACAUGAAAAGACAGACACCCGUGUCACUUGAAUGGUCAUCAUGGAUAACGAAUCUCAGACCGGUUCAGUCUACUUCUGAUACGUGUACACGCACCAAAUUGCGGGCUUGAGGCCGGCAUCAGCUCUAGGCAGCUUCAAACCCAACGCAUGUGUAUCUUGGGCCUAAGAGAUGUAUCAAGCGUGUAAAUGUGGUAUAUUUUUGUUUCUUUAUAAAUUACUAGUAGAAUGAGGUAUGUUACGAACCAUAGGUGACUGUCUACUUGCAUUUACAGUGGUGCUCAAAAUUUAAUGAACCCCACCUGAAAAUGAACAUAUUUGAAUUGUUCAUGUUCUGCCAUGUUAUAGAUAUUCAAUUGUGAGGUCUGGUGAUAAAAUGAUUACAUUCAAUAAAGUUUGUUUCUCUGGGCUCACCGAACAUUGUAGUGUUGUUGUCAACAUUCAACACUCAGUAUGAAGGAGUGCAUUUUGUGAUGGGGUUUACUAACUUUUUAGCACAAGUAUAUAUCUAUGGAAAUUGCUUUAUAAUGAAAGGAACCGAGGCAUUCCUGGUUGAAGUAAGAACUAAACAAAAUGAAAAUGUGAAGAAAAAAAAUACCAGGGGCCCCAUUUCAUAAAAAGUUAGAACUGUUGUAACUUUGCCAUUAUGACAACUACCAUGGUAACAGAGCUUAGCAGCCAAUCAUAAUCAAGGUGUCCAUGGUAGUUACCAUAAUGACAAACUUACCAUACAUGUAGUUUUAACUCUUAAUGUUUUGGGCCCGGGUGGGUGUUUCAUAAAGCUGUUCGUAAAGAUGCGCACGACUUUACACACAACUUGAACAUAUUCUUGGGUCAUAAAUCAAUUACAUAGAGAUAUCACAUAGCAAAAUAAAGGAUCACCAGUCGUGUGUAAAGUCAUUCCUAUCUUACGAAAAGCUUUAUGACACACCCACCAGGUGUUUGAGUGUAAGUUACGAAUGAUUUGUGAUCUAUUGUGUGGUUAAUCAUGUUCACUAUUGGUGCUGAUUAAGCUCUUUAGAAAGGAUAAGUCGUUCCUAACUAACAAACAGGUUUAUGAAACGCCCCUGUUUAAAAUAAGAAUGUAAUAGAGUCGGGAUAGGGCCUACACAGAAUAACUUGAACCAAAUCUGCUACAUCAUUGUGUAACGAUGUUGGAUCCUAACACAGCAUGUGCCGAUAGAGUAGUAUCGCCUCUUUAUCGGGGCUGACCCUUUUAGUCAUUUAUAUAUUUAAGUUGGGAGUUCAAAUUUUAUCAUUUGCUGCUAUUGAACUUUAUUAGGUUAUUUUAACUUCAUGUGCAAUGGAUUUUAAUAUGGUUGUAGGGAAAUGUUAAUUACCAUUGAGUGGCAUGUAUUGUUUCUGAUGUAUCAUUUUCUGUGUUUCAAUGUAAUUUGUCAAACUAUGAAUAAAGAUUGGAUGUAUAUUGAAACAA